UGGUAAAUAGACUGGUAAAUGGUUGCUUUGCACGUGAGUGGGACUAGACCACAACUACGAGAGGACUCCGCACAUGGGGUUGACAGAGUUUAAAUAAGACUUGAAGAUGGCUGUGCUACUACUCUCAACUACCUAAUCUUCCCCCCCUUUAAAUAAGCGCAUGGACUCACCAAAUUUGUGAUUUACUCUCUAAUCUGAUUGGGAUCUCCGGAGGGAAAUUUAUACUUCACAGCCCAAACCAGUCGAUUAGAUUUCAACAAUGGCAAGGAAGAAGAUUAGAGAGUAUGAUUCCAAGCGCCUGUUGAAGGAGCAUCUGAAGAGGCUCGCCGGAAUACAACUUGAAAUUAAAUCUGCUCAGGUAACAGAAUCAACAGAUUUCAAUGAGUUAGCUGACAGAGAACCAUGGUUGUCCUCAACAAAACUGGUAGUGAAACCAGAUAUGUUGUUUGGAAAGAGGGGAAAGAGUGGUCUGGUAGCUCUAAAUCUAGACUCAGCUCAGGUUGUUUCCUUUGUCAAGGACCGUCUGGGAAAGGAGGUUGAGAUGGGUGGUGCAAAGGCACCCAUAACAACAUUCAUUGUGGAGCCAUUUGUACCUCACAAUGCAGAGUAUUAUCUUUCAAUAAUCUCAGACCGCCUUGGCUCAACCAUAAGCUUCUCAGAGUGCGGAGGGAUUGAAAUUGAAGAAAAUUGGGGCAAGGUAAAGACACUGUUUGUCCCAACGGAAAAGGCUCUGACAUCGGAAUCAUGUGCACCCUUGAUUGCAACCCUUCCAUUAGAGAUCCGAGGAAAAAUUGAGGCUUUUAUAAAGGGAGUUUUUGAUGUUUUUCUAGAUUUGGACUUCACUUUUCUGGAGAUGAAUCCUUUUACACUGGUUAAUGGAGAGGCUUACCCUCUGGACAUGCGAGGAGAACUGGACGAUACAGCCACCUUUAAGAACUUCAAAAAAUGGGGAAAUAUUGAAUUUCCAAUGCCAUUUGGUAGAGUAAUGAGCCCCUCGGAGAGUGCCAUACAUGGCAUGGAUGAAAAGACAAGUUCGUCUUUGAAGUUUACUAUCCUAAAUCCAAAGGGACGCAUCUGGACAAUGGUUGCUGGAGGUGGUGCAAGUGUGAUAUAUGCUGACACGGUUGGAGAUCUGGGAUUCGCCAAUGAACUCGGAAACUAUGCAGAAUACAGUGGAGCUCCAAAUGAAGAUGAGGUCUUGCAGUAUGCAAGAGUUUUGAUAGAUUGUGCUACUGCAGCUCCUGAUGGCCGCAAAAGGGCACUAGUUAUAGGUGGAGGCAUAGCUAACUUUACUGAUGUUGCGUCCACCUUUAAUGGUAUCAUUCGAGCCUUGCGUGAAAAGGAAUCCAAACUCAAAGCAGCAAGGAUGCAAGUAUAUGUAAGACGAGGUGGUCCUAAUUACCAGAAUGGUCUUGCAAAGAUGCGCGUACUUGGAAAUGAGAUUGGAGUUCCUUUUGAGGUUUAUGGACCAGAGGCUAGCAUGACGGGCAUUUGCAAGCAGGCUAUAGAUUAUAUCACAGCUAGCGCAUAGAUUCAAACUGUUUCUACAUUGCUAGUUUUGUUCGAGUUAGAUUGUGAUUCAAGAAAGGCUAGACUACAUGCUCCGAGCAUCUGCCUAAUUAUUUUUAAGUUUUUUUAAUAGCUUGUUUAUGUUGUUCAGAGGUUCCUUGCUAUCUAAACAAAGAGGCAAGAUUGCAUGUUAAUUUCUUAAUAAUGUGACACUGAGCACGAUCAAGUUUGUAUUAAAUAUCAAUGGAUAAUUUGUAGUCAUUAGAAAUGAAAUCGGAAUAGAUGUUCUGUUUGGAAAUUAGCAAAAAGAAUUUGAGCAUGAUCAAGUUUUUAUUGAAUAUCAAUGGAUAGUUUGCAGUCA
Molecule: messenger RNA, 1870 nt
Organism: Cryptomeria japonica (Japanese cedar)
Lineage: Eukaryota; Viridiplantae; Streptophyta; Pinopsida; Cupressales; Cupressaceae
Product: ATP-citrate synthase alpha chain protein 3
Exons: 12
Coding region: 260-1531 (423 amino acids)
Biological process (GO): succinyl-CoA metabolic process; tricarboxylic acid cycle
Cellular component (GO): succinate-CoA ligase complex
Molecular function (GO): succinate-CoA ligase (ADP-forming) activity
Source: RefSeq, a predicted model, not a curated record